Culex quinquefasciatus (southern house mosquito) is the source of this 740-nucleotide messenger RNA. RefSeq names its product zinc finger protein 706. Bases 154 to 387 code for a protein of 77 amino acids. NCBI's taxonomy places the organism in Eukaryota, Metazoa, Arthropoda, Insecta, Diptera, Culicidae. The transcript is spliced from 2 exons. The record is from RefSeq and is a predicted model, not a curated record.
CCGUGAUUCCAAACUUUGACAGCAGUAGCAAGGGCGCACGGGCAAGCUGGAGUCAUCUGGAACGGAAAGGACGAGCGUUUUUCCUAAUUUCCAACUAAAUUUUCCGAGUUUUCACUAAGUUUCUGGUUCAAAACUAUUCUCUCAACAUUCGAAAUGGCUCGCGGACACCAGAAGAUCCAGUCGCAACAAAAGGCCCAGGAGAAAAAUGCAAAGCUCAAGAAGCAGCAGGGCCACGGCCUGAGCGACCAGAUGAAGGCGGCCCAGAAGGCGCUCGUAUUUUCCUGUGCGGUGUGCAAGUCCCAGAUGCCGGACCCGAAAACGUACAAACAGCACUUUGAGAACAAACACCCCAAGUCGGAACUUCCGGCCGAACUGAAGGAUGUUUAACCAGUGGGGGGGAGCACAGUCACCGUCACCGCCGCCGCGGUGGAGAGAGAUUCCGAGACACACACACACACAUUCACACAAAACUCCCGGAGGAUGUCGUCGAACCGAGAUAAUUCCACAAACACACAAGAUUUAAAUACUGCUUUCAGUUAGUUUUGUAGCAUUUUUUUUAUGUUUUUGUGAUUUUUUUUAAACAAAAUAACUUGUAAAUAAUUCCACCCAAACCAGACGGAGCCGAAUCAGCUUCCGGAAAAACAUUCGCUAUAGAUUCAGUCCAGAAAUGUGGCACGGGAAGGAAUGAAGCUAAAACAAAUAAGUAUUCAAUAAAGAACGAGUGAUGAAACAACGCUAAA